Oncorhynchus kisutch (coho salmon) is the source of this 3684-nucleotide messenger RNA. RefSeq names its product calpain-8. The record is from RefSeq and is a predicted model, not a curated record. Gene Ontology annotation, molecular function: calcium-dependent cysteine-type endopeptidase activity; calcium ion binding. NCBI's taxonomy places the organism in Eukaryota, Metazoa, Chordata, Actinopteri, Salmoniformes, Salmonidae. Gene Ontology annotation, cellular component: cytoplasm. Gene Ontology annotation, biological process: proteolysis; negative regulation of apoptotic process. The transcript is spliced from 21 exons. The coding region runs from base 1223 to 3139 and encodes 638 amino acids.
CCUUAUGUCUCCAUACGGGUGAAUGAGUGUGUGUGUAUUUAAGAACAGGGGUUGUUGCACAAGUCCCAAAAAAUAAGCAUACAGGAGUGAGUCAAAAUAGGAAAGCUGGCAUAGUUUAACUCUAAUUAGGCUACGUUUACUAUUUUUCCAAAUUGAUCUCAACUUGAACAUUGGAAAUGGAGACUCAGGUCGCAACCGGUUCCAUUGCCAACCCUGUUCAAUUUCGGGACCAGGACUAUGUAGCCCUCCUAGAUGCGUGCGUUAAAUCCGGUUUGCUGUUCUCUGACUCAACCUUCGCCCCGGACCAGAGCUCAAUCGGUAUGCCUACCGACCCGGAUCCCAAAAAGGAGAUCAAGUGGCUGCGACCCAAGGAAUGUUUGGUGAUCAUCUAGGGAUGCCUUGAAGAUGGAAAAGUCGAUCGUGAUCGACCGAUUGGUGACAACUGGGCUACAUCAGGGUCCCCCCCCCCCAGCUAUGCAGUGCUAGGGAAGAAAAAAAAGUGCACCCGGGGGGGGGCCCAGGACAGAGUUUGGGGAACCCUGGUCUACAUGAUAGCCAGCCAUGUGGUCACUCUCAAAAACAUACUUCUAAAUUGCAAUAGUCAAAUUUCUUAGUCAUGCUUAUUUUAUGGAUAUCUGUAGCCUAUGUUAUCAUAUUUACAUUGACAUUAUGAAUUGAGGUUGAUGAGGAUAUGAGUAGCUCUAGUUGUGUACAAUUGGGUGAUGCUCCUGGACAGAUGUAGGCUACACCAGAGCUGACUCACUGUCAGGUGUGGUCUAGUUCUGAGGGAGAUAGAUUGAUCUGCUGGAGCGUAUUCAGAGAGAGAAGAGAGCGAAUUGACAGAACGGAGAAUGUUGAGAGAGAGAAAAGAAAGAGAACUUACAGAGUUUGUGCCAAACAGCUGGACAGGAAAUCACUAAAAGCAGAAAAGACAUGGAAAGAGGAGAACAACCGAAGAAGCCAUGGAACGUCUGUGAUGCAGUUGAAAUCAGGAACAUUGCUUUGUCAUCAUCCAGUCAACUGUUAUGUGAAUGAAACAAAGAGUUACACAUUCCCUCAGACAGUGUAAACUGUAGCCUUGAACUCUGCCCUGUGUCUCUCUCUCUCUCUGCAGGAGAUCAGUGCCAAUGCUGUGUUUGUGGAGGACACAACCUGCACCACCGAUAUCUGCCAGGGCCAGCUGGGUGACUGUUGGCUUCUGGCUGCCCUGUCCUGCCUUACCAUGCACCCCAAUCUCUUUGUCAAAGUGGUACCACCUAAUCAGAGCCUGACAGAAUCCUAUGCUGGCAUCUUCCACUUCACGUUCUGGCAGUAUGGUGAGUGGGUGGAGGUGGUAGUGGAUGACAGGCUGCCUGUACGCGGAGGCCGCCUGCUCUUCAGCUACUCCUGUACCCGCAACGAGUACUGGAGCGCCCUGGUGGAGAAAGCCUAUGCCAAGCUGAUCGGGUCAUAUGGCAGUCUGAAGGGGGGUAAUAUCUCUGAGGCGAUGGAGGACUUCACAGGGGGCAUAGCCUACUCCCUCCCUGUAUCCUCACGCACCCCCAGGAUCAUGUGGAAAGCCCUCUCUGAUGCCCUGUCCCGUGGCAGCCUGCUCAGCUGCUUCAUACAGGCUAGUAACUAUCUUGAGAUAGGCACAGUAACUGCAGAGGGACUGGUGAAGGGCCAUGCCUACGCCAUCACAGACACUGACACGGUGAAGAAGUCAGCUGGUGAGGCCUUGUUGCUGAGGCUGAGGAACCCCUGGGGCUUUGUGGAGUACUCUGGACCCUGGAGUGACAAGAGUAAAGACUGGGAUGAUGUGAAUGCUGCUGAAAAGAAAAGGAUUGAGCUGAAAAAUAGUGAGGACGGAGAGUUCUGGAUCAGUGCGGAGGACUUCAGCAAGCUGUUUGGCACAGUGGAGCUGUGCAGUGUGGACCCUGACCCCAUAGUGGACGAGGACACACCCACCGACCCCGACUCCCCUGCCGCCCCCAUCUCUUCCUGGACCCUCAGCUCCCAUAAAGGCUCCUGGGUAUCGGGCUCCACUGCAGGGGGAAGCUGUACUUACCCUCGAUCCUUCUGGAAGAAUCCCCAGUUCCAGCUUGUCCUUGCCGAGCAUGAUGACGAUCAUGCGAUGACUCCGGAGGAGAAGAAGGUGGCCGAGAAUCAGAAGGAGAAAGCGAAGCAGUGCACCGUGUUGGUGGAACUACUGCAGAAAAACCGGAGAAAGAAGGACAAAGUCAACUUCCUCCACAUCGCCUUCCACAUCUACAGGGUUCCUCCAAAGCUCCAGGGCCUGUGUCUGGACCAGAGCUUCUUCUCUUCCCAGCAGCCUGUGGGGAGUUCUGGGAAGUACCAGCCCCUGAGGGCUGUGUGGAGGGAGGUGAGGCUGGACCCGGGAAACUAUGUGAUUCUGGCAUCCACCUACAGUCCCAACCAGCCUGCGGAAUUCUUCCUCCGCGUCUAUUCCAAGACCGGCAACAAUCUGGGGACCAAAGAUUUCACCUGCUCCACUGGCUUCAUCAUGGUAAUGUCAAUGCCACCAGUGUUGCCAGAGGAUCGCAAGAGAGUACAGAAGACCUUUGAUGAGAUGGCGGGGCCUGACGACAAGCUGAAUGCUAAGGAGUUCAUGAAGCUGGUUAACUCAGUUUUGGAGAAAGACUACCAGCUGCCACUGGAGACAUGCAGACAGCUCAUCUUUGGAGAGGAUACUGGGGGGCGUAGCAGUCUGACCCGAGAGCAGACAGAGCCUGUGCUGGCCUCUCUUCGCAGUCUGCAGUCCAUCUUCUUCAAGUUUGAUCAGGACUCUUCAGGGACCAUGAGCCCCUUUGAGCUUAGUCUGGCCCUCCAGGCUGCAGGGGUGCAGUGUGAUGGCCAGGUCAUACAGGUGCUGUGGGAGAGGUUUGGCUCUGGGGAGCCGCAUCUGCCUUUCCAUGGCUUUGUGGCCUGUGUCACCAGGCUGCGCAAGCUAUUCGGUAUGUCAACACACACGCAACGCACACAGCGAGGCGUGUUAUGUUUUGUUGUCGGUUACGAUGUUCUGCUGCAAUAUUGUGUGUGUUUGUGUCCCCUCUACCCAGCCCUGUAUAAAUCAGAGAGCAACCCAGAGGUCAAAGAUGUGGGAAUCAAUGCCUGGCUGCUCCGACUCCUGAUCGUGUGAGUGUGCUCUGCAAACGGGGUCUCCGCGUGGGCACUGCAGGGGCAUUCUGUCUGACCAGGACCAUAUGAUAACAUCAUGCUUCUGGCGGCGUCCUCGUCCACACACACACACACACACACACACACACACACACACACACACACACACACACACACACACACACACACACACACACACACACACACACACACACACACACACACACACAAUCCCUGAACUUUGUCACCAUACUAUACACCAGUGCCAUAUUGUCCUAUAGUGCUUUACAUUCAUUUACAUGGAUAGUACCUCUGGAGUUAGUCACUACUAAUGUAUUUGAUGUGUACACAGAUAUGAAUCUGUAAAUGUUCAUUUGUUUCAGCUAUUUCCGCAAAGUAAUUGAGUCAAGUAUUUUCAGUUUUACAGCCAAGUAUUUCUUAAAACUCAAAUAAUGAGGUGGUAUUGCCCAACAGCUGAAAUAGUGAAAAUGUAUUUGAAGCUCUGGAAAUUCAAAUGAAAAACGCAAUAAUGAAAUGUAUCCGAAAAUAAAUCUUUGCAAACAUGAA